AUGAAAUCCACCCUCCCCCUCACCCUCCUCACCCUCGCCACGGUGGCCCUGGCCCUCCCCUCCACCGACCACAGCAUGAAACAGCAACAUCCCAACGACGCGGUCAAAUUCCCCGCUCCCAAGGGCAUGACGGUGAAAGAAGGGCAGGAGAAAUGCGGCGACCAGGCCCAGUUGUCGUGUUGCAACAAGGCCAGCGUGGGCGGCGACACGACCAACGUGCACAAAGGUGGUGGUCAGGUGUCGGGUGUCUUGGGCUCUGGGUCUGCGUCUGAGGGUGCGAGUUUGUUUUCGGAGUGCUCGAAGUUGGAUGCGCAGGUGACCGUUCUUCUUCUCCUGGGUGUGCAGGAUGUCCUGGAUCAGCAGUGCAAGCAGAACGUGGCGUGCUGCCAGAGUAAUGGGGCGGAUGCUUCGGACUCGCUUGUCGGUGCCUCGCUGCCUUGUAUCGCCCUUGGAUCUAUUCUUUAG
This is a messenger RNA of Aspergillus melleus, 465 nucleotides long. RefSeq names its product hydrophobin family protein. The coding region runs from base 1 to 465 and encodes 154 amino acids. Gene Ontology annotation, molecular function: structural constituent of cell wall. NCBI's taxonomy places the organism in Eukaryota, Fungi, Ascomycota, Eurotiomycetes, Eurotiales, Aspergillaceae. The record is from RefSeq and is a predicted model, not a curated record. The transcript has 3 exons. Gene Ontology annotation, cellular component: fungal-type cell wall.